UGACGAUUUGAGGACAAAUCUUUCUCAAGAGAGGGGGAAUGAUGUGAAUCAGGUUGCUAAAGCCUCACAAGAUCUGUUGAGCAUUAAUGGAGGCCCAAUAUCUGUUGAACAUUGAUGGAGGCCCAAUUUAAGCAUUAAUGGAGGCCCAAAAUCUGUUGAGCAUUUAUGGAGGCCCAAUAACAAGAUUGCAAGAUUUGGGGUUGAUUGAUUGAUUGGUUGAUUGAUUGACACAAUUGCCAAAUUUGGGGUUGAUUGAUUGAUUGGUUGAUUGAUUGACAAGAUUGCCAGAUUUGGGGUUGAUUGAUUGAUUGAUUGAUUGACAAGAUUGCCAGAUUGAUUGGUUGAUUGAUUGAUUGACAAGAUUUGCAAGAUUUGGAGAUGAUUGAUUGAUUGACAAGAUUGAUCCAAGCUUCCCUUAUUUCCUCCUUUGUUUUAAAUCUUUUCUAUUUUAGAUAAUUCUUGUUUCUUUAUCAGAUUAUGCUAUUUCCUUCUUGUAAUCAAUUCCUAAUAUGCCUGGGAUUUGAUUUAUUUCUUUCUAAUUUAGAAUUUGAAUUCGGCUAUAUAAGCCAAUGUAACCCGAGAGGAAUUUAGUUUUGGAUCAAUAUUAUUUUGUGAGAGUUUUCUCUUUGGUUCUUCAACGAACUAUUUUGAACUUAUCAAGAUUUUAUCUUGUGGCGUUCAUCCUUGACUUAUCACUCACAAAUCUUCUCAUCUAUCUUGAGUGUGGCGUCAACCCUACCUUCUUAUACCUUUGGUUCUUAUCUCUUUAUAGAUAACGGGUCAAGGUCCUUUGUUUUCUUUAUUAUGAAUCUGUUUUAGAACGAUCCUUGGCAAAGGAACCAUUUUUGAUCGUCGGGUCUCACCUUCCUUCGUGGGGUUCACAUCAUUUGGUAUCAGAGCUUUGGCUCUAAAUCAGGUUUGAACUAUCCUUAUUUUUGCUUUCAUUGAUUAUUGUUUCUCUUUAUUCCCGCACCAUUGUUUGUUCUUCAAGUUUGCAACUUUGCCUAUUUUUCAUCUUGAUUUCUUCAAGUUUUGUUAUUUAUCAUUAUAUAUAUAAAAAAAAGUGAGAAGUUGGGAAUUCCAAAAAAAAAAAAAAAGGAAAGUUGGAAAUUCAAAAAAAAAAAAAAAAGAGUGGAAAGUUGGAAGUUCGCAAAGAAAAAGAAAGUGCGAAAUUGAAAAUUCAAAAAAAAAAAAAGUAAAGUAAAUUCAGAAAUCAAUUGAAUCUGAAUUAGUUGAAGUGUUGCUUAUCAUUCAAGUUUUGAUAGCAUAAAGUGUGUAUUCUGUCUAUUCAGAACAGUUUGACCCUAGUUGCAUCAAAAUUCGUAUCUCCUUUUCCUGUUGUCUUUUCUUAUCCAUUGUUUCAUUAUAACUCUAUCCUUUCGGCUUCUUAAAUUCUGCCUAUUUUUUUCGUCCUUUGCAAAUUAAUCCAUUCUCAUUCUUAGUGAUCUGAUUGGUUGAGUUUGGAUUGUUGCAAGAAAAAUUUUGAUUGAGUUCAUUUGAGUUCAAUAAAGAACUAAAAGAGGAGGCUAAAGAGUGGAAAAAGGCAGGAGAGUGUGAGCUCAUAAGAGGGUAAAAGCCAAGUUUGAGAAUACACGAGUGUGAGUGCUAUCAAUCUUGAGAGGAAACACGUGAGGGAGUGUUUGUGAGGUUUCCUAACUUUGUUUUGCAGGCUAUUAAACAUGUCUCGAGAGAAUGAAGCUCAGGAAAAGAUAGAUUUCAAACUCUUCUUUCAGUCCUUAGAGCAAAAAUUUGAACGAAUGGAGAUGAGGUUUGAUGAGAUAAAUGAGAAAAUAGAUAAAGUUGAAUCUAGUUCACAAAGGGGGCAACCACCUAGAGCUCCUACUGUGCAACGAAGAGAGAGGCAUCCACCUAGGUAUGAUUAUGAAGAUGACUAUGGGGAUGACCUAGAUGAUGAUGAUCGUUCCUCUAAUGUAAGUGUAGGCCGAAUUAGGCGUGGGAAUAGAGAUAGAGGAGUUAGACAUGGAGAAAGGAUUGAUAAUAACUUGGACAACAUUAAGAUGCAGAUUCCAUCUUUCCAAGGAAAAAACGAUCCAGAAGUUUAUUUGAAGUGGGAGACAAAGGUUGAAAUGGUGUUUUCUUGUCACAAGUACUCUGAAUUGAAAAAGGUAAAAUUGGCCACCAUCGAAUUUACUGAUUAUGCUAUUAUUUGGUGGGAUCAACUUAUUUUGAGCAGGAGACGGAAUCAUGAAAGGCCCAUUGAGACAUGGGAAGAAAUGAAGGCUAUUAUGAGGAGGCGAUUCAUUCCAAGUCACUACUAUAGGGACUUAUUUCAGAAGUUGCAACGCCUUACUCAAGGUUCCAAAAGUGUUGAGGACUACCACAAGGAGAUGGAAAUAGCCAUGAUUCGAGCCAAUGUGGAGGAGGACCGAGAAACUACCAUGGCCAGGUUCCUAGUUGGAUUGAACCGUGAUAUUGCAGAUGUGGUCGAAUUACAACAUUACGUUGAGUUAGAUGACAUGGUGCACAUGGCCAUUAAAGUGGAGCGACAAUUGAGGAGAAAGGGGUCCACACGAAUUGGGCAAAAUUCAAGUUCUUCUUCAACAUGGGAAUCGAAUUGUAGUGGAAAGGAUGAAAGGCCUAAUGUUGAAACCUUCAAAACAAACAAAGAUGGAGGAGCACCAAAUAAGGUAAAAUCUGAUACUCUACCUCCUAGAUAUAGAGAUAUCAAAUGCUUUAAGUGUUUGGGAACAGGCCAUAUUGCAUCUUAAUGCCCAAACAAGAGUGUGAUGAUUUUGAAAGAUGAUGGUGAUAUUGAGACCGAAGAUGAGAUUGAUAAUAAGUCUGAUAAUGAGUCCAUGCCACCUUUAGAGGAUGCAAGUGGCAUUGAGUACCCGGUUGAUGGGGAGCUCUUGGUGGCAAUGAGAGCUCUUA
Messenger RNA from Diospyros lotus (date-plum), 2892 nucleotides. RefSeq lists its product as uncharacterized. NCBI's taxonomy places the organism in Eukaryota, Viridiplantae, Streptophyta, Magnoliopsida, Ericales, Ebenaceae. The record is from RefSeq and is a predicted model, not a curated record. The coding region runs from base 1680 to 2729 and encodes 349 amino acids. The transcript has 2 exons.